Paramecium sonneborni is the source of this 216-nucleotide messenger RNA. The record is from the annotation of a GenBank genome assembly. NCBI's taxonomy places the organism in Eukaryota, Ciliophora, Oligohymenophorea, Peniculida, Parameciidae.
AUGAAAAAUUCAAAAAUAACAACUCUCAACUCUCGACCCAAUUCUCAAAGUUUAUUUUUAGAAGCUUAUAUAAAUCCUGAUUUAUUUACUGAAAAUCCUAAUCUAAAAUAAAUUAUUUCUUCUGUUGUAGAAUAAACUUUGGAUAUAGUCUUAGCUAUCAAUAACAAUCAAGAGAAUUAACUGGGAACAUUUUAAUAAUUAAUUAUUGAAUAAUGA